AUGGUCCUCUUCGUUGUCCAGUCUAGUCAUAGUGCUGAGAUUAUUGGAGGUCAACAAGUGUCUCCUCACUCGAUGCCUUUCAUGGCUCUGCUGGAAGGAAAGAUACCAUCCUGUGGAGGGACACUGAUCAGUCCAAAUUGGGUCCUGACUGCUGCCCACUGCACUGAUAUCAAGAGGGUCUUGUUAGGGGUGCACUCCAUAAAAUCUGAAAAAGAGAAGAACUUGAGGCAGGUCCUAGAGGUAAAGAGACGAUUUCCUCAUCCUCGCUAUGAUGAGACUAAACUAGUCAAUGACCUCAUGUUGCUCAAGCUCAGCAAAUCGGCAAAGAAAACCAAAACGGUAAAAUGGCUCAAUUUGCGUAAAACCAUCAAAGACCCAGCAGGUGGCUCCACCUGCAGGGUGGCUGGAUGGGGAAAAACAAAUAAUGUUGUCAAAAAAAUGUCUGAUGUCCUGAUGGCUGUCAAUGUGACUGUGGUGGACAGAGUGAAAUGCAACUCUUCUGACUAUUACAACUUAAAGCCUGUCAUCAAUGCAGGCAUGAUAUGUGCUGGUUCAGAUGGUAAAAACCAAGCUGAUAGCUGUCAGGGUGAUUCAGGUGGACCACUGUUGUGCAAUGGAGUACUAGUUGGAGUCACUUCUGAUGGACGCAGGUGUGGCCUCAUUAAAAAGCCUGGAAUUUACACUUUUCUGUCAAAAAAUAAACUCGAGUGGAUCACAAAGACAAUGAAGAAGUCUGAAAUAGAAUGA
This is a messenger RNA of Scomber japonicus (chub mackerel), 747 nucleotides long. RefSeq names its product granzyme A-like. Gene Ontology annotation, molecular function: serine-type endopeptidase activity. The transcript has 5 exons. The coding region runs from base 1 to 747 and encodes 248 amino acids. Lineage: Eukaryota; Metazoa; Chordata; Actinopteri; Scombriformes; Scombridae. Gene Ontology annotation, biological process: proteolysis. The record is from RefSeq and is a predicted model, not a curated record.